AUGGACGGAAAAGGAAAAGGGAAUCCAUAUCCGAUAGAUAAAAUGUCAAAUAAGACCGAACCCGAAACCGAUACACCGGAACUCCCAGUCUCCGUCCAACAACAAGCAAUCGACGAAAACGAAGCAUUGAUUAUGGAAUCCUUCUCCUCUAACAACAGAUGCUGCUCUUUCCUUCCUUGUUUCGGGUCACAGCCCAGCCCGACCCGAUUAUCCGGGCUUGGCGGGUCAUCCUCCUCUCCGUCCAUGUGGGAGAGGCUCCAACAGACGGCUGAGAUUGAAAGUAAGUGGUGGGCUGGGCCGUUAAAGGGCCUUAAGAAGAUCCGGGAGUGGUCCGAGAUAAUUGCUGGGCCCAAAUGGAAGACUUUUAUUCGUCGGUUUAAUCGAGGUGGGAAGAAUGUUACUGGGUCUGGGAAAUUCCAUUAUGACCCUUUGAGUUAUGCGCUUAACUUUGAUGAUGGUCCUGGGCAAAACGGUCAUUUGGAUGAUGAUGAAUAUUUUCCUGAUUUUUCUUCUCGUUUUGCUAUUAUUCCCAACUCUUGUAGAUCAUCUGUGGAUUUGGGCAAGAAUGGAAAUUCCUCUCUUUCUUAA
Molecule: messenger RNA, 588 nt
Organism: Chenopodium quinoa (quinoa)
Lineage: Eukaryota; Viridiplantae; Streptophyta; Magnoliopsida; Caryophyllales; Amaranthaceae
Exons: 1
Coding region: 1-588 (195 amino acids)
Source: RefSeq, a predicted model, not a curated record